Messenger RNA from Didymodactylos carnosus, 595 nucleotides. NCBI's taxonomy places the organism in Eukaryota, Metazoa, Rotifera, Eurotatoria, Philodinida, Philodinidae. The record is from the annotation of a GenBank genome assembly.
AUGGUGGAUUCACCUCUUAACAUACCUGUUUAUGAAGGUUCAAUGUUAUCGAUUCGAAGUCCUACACCAACGUCGAUAUUACGUACAAUAAAAUCGGCUGGAAAAAGAACGAUCGAAGGUGAAAUAAAAUGGAAAUCUGGUUCAUUAGAUCGAAAAUAUGAGUGUCCAUCGUGCAACGGUUAUUUAAGAUUUCCCAUUCAGUUUGAAGACUGUGGACAUUUUGUUUGUUCAAGCUGUUUACCAGAUAUAUUACGCGUUGCACCGCGCUGUCCAAAAUGUCAGCAACCGGUUUCACGUGAUAAAAUUAUUCAAGAGAAGAGCUUUCAGAAAGAUAUUCAAAAUUUAGAGAUAUAUUGUUCAAAUAAAGACAAAGGUUGUGAAUGGGAAGGAAUAUUGAGAGAUAAUAUGCCGCAUCUAGAAACAUGUGGUUUUGUUCCAAUCGAGUGUCCAAAUGGCUGUGGUAUCAAAUUUGAAAAACGAUUUUUUGAAAAACACAACAAAGAAGAUUGUCCUAAACGAACCGUUGCAUGUGAAUUUUGUAAGAGCUAAGAGAAAAAAAAUCUCUGAUAAUAGUGUAAUCUAAAGGAUGAUGUAU